GCAUAUGUGUGUGACUGCAGACAUGCACGUGUGUGCUCAUACAUGUGUGACAGGGGCCCGUCAUCUGGCUGUCUCAGUGGGAAGUGGCCGUUCUCACCCGAGAGCGUGGACCACCAGGACGAGGCCAGCGAGGUGGCCACGAGAAAGGCCUCAGACUCAUGCGUCGUGGAGAACGGGCACCAGCCUGGGGCAGGUCCGGGUGACGGAGCCCCGGAGGCGGCCAGAACCUUCCCGGCACUGGAGCCGCCCAGACCUCGCCCCGGGACCCUCUCCUUGCAGCUGCCCCACCAGCCGGUCACGGCCAUCACUCGGGUCUCGGAGAAGUUUUCAGGGGAGACCUCGGCCGCGGCUCUCUCGCCCACGUCUGCCGCCAUCCUGGGGGGGCCCAGCCCGAGCCCCAGUGAGGCCACCGCACCCUGGACUCUGGGUCCCAGCGAGAAGAGUCCUUCCGCCCAGAGGUCGAGCUCCAGCUAUGGGGUGGUGUCGGCCGCCAGCAGUGACAGCCCACCCCUGCUGGCACCCUGGUCGCCGCCAGCCAGCGCCCAGGCCCGGCGCCGGGAGCUGGUCAGGUCGCAGACGCUGCCUCGCACGUCGGGGGCGCAGGCCCGGAAGGCCUUGUUUGAGAAGUGGGAGCGGGACACCGGGGGCAAGGGGAAGGGCGAGGUGCGGGGCAAGCUGAAGCGGUCCCAGAGCUUCGGCGUGGCCAGCGCCAGCAGCAUCAAGCAGCUGCUGCUGGAGUGGUGCCGUCAGAAGACCCUUGGCUACCAGCACGUGGACCUGCAGAACUUCUCGUCCAGCUGGAGCGACGGCAUGGCCUUCUGCGCCCUGGUGCACGCCUUCUUCCCCGACGCCUUUGACUACAGCGCCCUGAGCCCCGCGCAGCCGCAGAAGAACUUCGAGCUGGCCUUCAGCAUGGCCGAGAAUCUGGCCAACUGCGAGCGCCUCAUCGAGGUGGAGGACAUGAUGGUGAUGGGCCACAGGCCGGACCCCAUGUGCGUCUUCACCUAUGUCCAGUCGCUGUACAACCAUCUGCGUCGCUUUGAAUGAAGCCCGUGGGGGUGGACGGCAGGGCGCGAGCCCCCGGGACGCUGUGGGGCGCCGUGCUCCCGAGUCGGGGCGACCCCGCAGGAGCCGCGGGCGUCCUGGUGCGAGGCCCCCCGCGCGAGGGGCUCCAGGAGGAGGGAGCGUGCUCGGUGCUACGUGAUUAUCUCCCUUUAAAUAAAAGGCUUGUCUGUGGA
Suricata suricatta (meerkat) is the source of this 1238-nucleotide messenger RNA. It is a transcript of the gene SMTNL2, whose product is annotated as smoothelin like 2. Lineage: Eukaryota; Metazoa; Chordata; Mammalia; Carnivora; Herpestidae. Bases 43 to 1047 code for a protein of 334 amino acids. Gene Ontology annotation, biological process: actin cytoskeleton organization; positive regulation of vasoconstriction. The record is from RefSeq and is a predicted model, not a curated record. The transcript is spliced from 8 exons. Gene Ontology annotation, cellular component: M band; microtubule organizing center; filamentous actin. Gene Ontology annotation, molecular function: protein phosphatase 1 binding; tropomyosin binding.